AUGGCAGAUUUACACGGCAAUGCUGAUCAAGACAAUGACCCUCUGCACAGAAAACCAUCUUUAUUGGAUGAUGAUGACUGGGUGGAUGCUGCCGAUCACAUCUCAUAUUCUCAAGAUGAACCACAAACGCUGGUUGCUGCUAUCGACUUUUAUGGCAUUUUAAAUGUUGAUAGAAAGGCAACGGAUGACGAUAUCAAGAGCUCAUACAAGAGGUUAUGCAUUACUUUUCAUCCAGAUAAAUACAUGGACAGCAAGGAAAAGAUGGCUGCACAACGCAAGUUUCAGAGCGUUCAGAGAGCUUAUGAUGUUCUUAGCGAUCCCAACAAACGCCAUAUAUACAAUCUUUACGGAGAAGUUGCUGUUGACCAGUCUUGGGAGCUCGGACCUAAACUAAAAACUCCAGAGGAGAUUGAGCAGGAAUUUGUGCGACAGGCUCGUAUAAAACAGACUUUGGAAACUAUGCGUUUGGCGCAGUCUCGCGGCGAGAUUGUCUUGACAUUGGAUGCAACUUCGUAUUUUCAAUCUCUCCAGUUAGAUAAGCAACGUUUUCGUGGUUCUCAUUUGGGAUUGUCUGUUGCGGAAACUCGUUCUUUUCGUGACUUGUUAGUACUUCCCGAAGUUCAACAGGCCACCGUAUCACACGAAUGGGAGACACAACUUUCAUCACAGACAGACUUGGUUUUAAGUGGAAAGGCUCAUGCUCAUAAUGGCGUAGGCAAUGGAAGCAUUCGUGCUGUUGUUCGGCACGCUAUAUCUUCACAACUUCAAGGAGAGGUAUCUGUAAAUCUCUCACAACACUCUUCUGUAGAAUUAAAAGCUGUUAGGACCUUUUUUUCCAACGUCUCUGUUACAGCUCACGGUGUAUUUAAUUCUGUCUACUCCCCACCUAAUUUGACUAUUGAUAUUGGAAGAAAAAUUGCACCAAACUACACUGGAUUCAUCACCUAUCGGCCAGGUCUCUUUCGCCUUGGAUCAUGGGGACUUUCUGAUCCUCAGCUUCUUGGCCAUAGCUCGUCUACUAUUGGUAUUGUUCACAAUGAUCAAAGGAAAAGCUGGACUUGCUUGGUUCAUGCAGGUAUCAUGGAGUCAAAUGUAUUGCUUUCCUAUACACUUCCUAUUGUUGGACAUAUUCGUGCACGUAUGGAUUUUUCUGCCUCAAGUUCUGGAGAUAUGGCUAUUGACAUUAGUGGUGCGCGCCGUAUUGAUCGCAACACACGAGUCAGUAUGGGAGUCAACUGCAGCAUUCAGCGUGGAGUUUUCUUGAAAUUUCGAGUGGUGAGACUGGGCCAGAAAUUCAGCAUUCCUAUUUAUUUGAGUCCGAGUCUAAACCUUAAACUUGCGUUUUUCGCCUUUUCAGUUCCUUUGCUCUCUGGGCUUGCCUUUGAUCGCUUAGUACUUAAUUCAUGGCGCAAGCAGCGUAGAUCUGCUGCGAUCCAACUGAUUUGCCAGCAAAAUGAAAGUAUUCUCAGAGAAAGACAUCUAGAUGCUCUUCAAGCUACAGAGCUUAUGCGUGAGUCGGUAGCUCGUCGUGUCGAAAUGGAGGAGUCGCACAAUGGACUGGUGAUUAUUCAGGCAUUAUAUGGAAAGCUUCCUCCAUCGGAACACUCCAAAGCCUCUAUUCUUUCAUCUCAUGGUAUUAAAGAUUUGGCUGCGUCCAUUCGAAAACAAAUUAGUUUUGUUUUAUCUGCAGAUGAAGCCAUUGUUGCCCAACAGCCCUUAUUGGAGUAUAUUGAUGUAACUAUCCCUGUUCAAGCGCUUGUUCAAAACAGUCAGCUUCACAUUAGUGCGGGAUACGCAAAGCACAAUAUCAUUGGCUUUUGGGAUCCAUGUCUGGGCAAAAAAAAACGGCUUCGCAUCACCUAUCAAUUUCAAGGGCGAGUUCAUCAAGUUGAAGUAGAUGACAAAGCUGCGGUUGCUGGCCCUUUGCGAGCACAUUUGAUUGAAUAGUCAUUCAAACCUGUUUUGAAUAUACUGGACGAUGAAUUACUUUUAAUCUCAAAUGCUGUUGCGUGUUUAACUUUGUAAUUACUUUAAUCUAUGUACAAGCAAGUACAGAAAUAGGGUAAUUUGGUAUGGGCAUACUCUAAAUAAACCACUGCUAUUCAACCGUAGCAGCUUUAGGUUUG
Molecule: messenger RNA, 2126 nt
Organism: Batrachochytrium dendrobatidis JAM81
Lineage: Eukaryota; Fungi; Chytridiomycota; Chytridiomycetes; Rhizophydiales
Exons: 9
Coding region: 1-1947 (648 amino acids)
Biological process (GO): cristae formation
Source: RefSeq, a predicted model, not a curated record